Molecule: messenger RNA, 3403 nt
Organism: Musa acuminata AAA Group (dessert banana)
Lineage: Eukaryota; Viridiplantae; Streptophyta; Magnoliopsida; Zingiberales; Musaceae
Product: probable trehalose-phosphate phosphatase G
Exons: 12
Coding region: 516-1706 (396 amino acids)
Biological process (GO): trehalose biosynthetic process
Molecular function (GO): trehalose-phosphatase activity
Source: RefSeq, a predicted model, not a curated record
CUGAUCUCUUCUCUUCUUCUUCUCUCCCCGAUCUCUGUAAUAUUCCCUUAUCUCCGAUUGUUUAUUGUUCGUUGCGAUUCCCUAGCGAUUGAUCUUCUCGCCUCCUCCUCGAUUCGUUUUUAGGGUGUCGAUUUGGCUAUAGCUCGUCAGAUCUCAUCGGCGAAGCGGCUCGAUCGCGUUUGACUUGACAUCCCUUGCUGUAAUCAGCAUAGGUUCUGCUGGUUAAAGUGAUAAACGAUUGGUUCUUCUUGAUGACAACAUACAAAUUCAAAUGAUCAAAUUGCCUUGUGUAAAUGCUUUAUAGUUGUUGCAAUGAUAAGUUUUCAAGUAGCGUCUGCUUGAUGGACUGUAUGCACAAUUCAACUGACAAGAAGACAUUGAAGAGGUGGUUUUUCAUUGAUAAGAGGGUCGGAUAAAUAUACAAAAAAAAGAAAAACAGAGGCUGAUUAAUUCUGUGAGAGCUGGCUGUCAGAUAUCAUACUAUUGAACAUAACUUUGUUGGUGGUCUUGAAUCCAUGGAUAUGAACCACAGUUCCCCUGUUCUCACUGAUCCUGUACCUUUGAGCAAGUCAAGAUUGGGCUUGCCAUCUAACUUAACACCAUAUUCCCCGGUAGCAGCACCGUACUCGUCUUCUGGUUUGUAUUUACAGAUUCCCAGAAGAAAAGCUGGUAAACUUGAUGAUGUCCGAGCCACUGGUUGGCUGGACGCGAUGAAAUCUUCAUCACCUCCUCGCAAAAAGUUAAUGAACAAAGAUUUCACCUCUGAAUCUCAACCAGACGAAACUGAUGCUGCGUACCGCACCUGGAUGAUGAGCUAUCCAUCCGCUUUAACUAAGUUUCACCUCAUCACAACUUAUGCUAAAUGCAAGAAUAUUGUAUUGUUUUUGGACUAUGAUGGAACUCUUUCACCUAUUGUCGACAACCCUGACCAUGCAUUUAUGUCUGUUGCGAUGCGAAGCACUGUAAAAAAAGUUGCCGAGUACUUCCCAACUGCAAUUAUUAGUGGGAGGUCCCGUGACAAGGUCUACGAAUUUGUGAGGCUAUCAGAGCUGCAUUAUGCUGGCAGUCAUGGGAUGGACAUAAUGGGCCCAAUCAGAGAAUCUGAGUCUGUUGAUGACCAUCCAGGCUGCAUCGGAACAACUGAUGAGCAGGGUAAAGAGGUCCACCUAUUCCAGCCUGCUAGCGAGUUUCUGCCAAUGAUCAAUGAGGUGUACGACUCUCUCGAUGAGAUCACCAAAGAUAUUAUAGGUGUCAAAGUCGAGAGUAACAAGUUCUGCGUCUCUGUGCAUUACCGCAACGUUGACGAGAAGAUGUGGGAAGAAGUUGGAAAGCGUGUUUUUGGCUUUCUAAAGGGUUUCCCACGUUUGCGAGUCACCCAUGGGCGGAAGGUUUUAGAGGUCCGUCCUGUGAUUGACUGGAAUAAAGGUAAAGCUGUCGAGUUUCUUCUCGAAUCACUCGGGCUUAGCCAUCGUGAUGAUGUACUUGCGAUAUACGUUGGAGAUGAUCGUACCGAUGAGGAUGCAUUCAAGGUCUUGAGGGAGAGUAACCGUGGAUUUGGUAUACUGGUAUCCACCCUACCUAAAGAAACUAAUGCCUUCUACUCUCUCAGAGACCCGUCUGAGGUACUAGAAUUUCUCAAGUCCCUCGUGAGAUGGAACAAGUCCCAAGCAUUAUUACAAACCAAAGAUCAUAUAACUAAAUCAUAAGCCAUCAUAUAUAUAUAUAUAUAUAUAUAUAUAUAUAUAUAUAUAUGAUCAUCUUUUUAUUCUGCAUUUGUUAAUUGUUGUCAAGUUCAAUGGCCAUGUUCCCCCGUUUCUACUUGUUAAUUCAGUAUAUGUUCUGGUCAUCCAAUGUUGAAUGCAGGAGCAACUUUUGGCAAGUCAUUUGUUAAUCGUAAUUUAGCUUUGAAACAGGUUCAUCUCAAAUCGUAAUUUAAGAUUUGAGUCUAUUAGGAGCUAAUGGCUAAUUGAAGUACCAACAACAAAACGACAGUUUCUUUGAACACGAGCAAAGAAUACCAAGAGUGACCCUCAAUGAUUGCAUAAAGGAAAUUACGUAACGAACAAUAAAGGAGAAAAUAUUAUAUAUCCAUAUGAAAGUUUACAUCAACGAAGCAUUCCACAUUCCACAAGAAAUGAUAAGGAGAUUACGACGAUAUGAUGGGUGGAAAUAAUGAUGGGAGCUUACGUUUAGAGCUUAUAGAUGAUAAGGAAGCAGGGGAGGACUGCCCUGGGAUCAAAUACCAGGAGCUCCCCGUUCCCCAGGCUCACCGAAUCGGCCUCCCGCUCGGGGUCUGACUCUCCUCUGACUCGGCCCGCGAUGACCCGGCACACCAGCAUCCCCCUCCGCCCGGCCCCGCCGCCCCCGCUCGCGUGCGCCCCGCCGCUGCCCGCGAAGGUCCGCACCCCCUCCACCUUCCUCCCCGCCGACCACACCGCGCUGCGCGCCACCCCCGCGUCGUAGACCACGCCCCCGGCGCGGCCGCUGUGGAACCGCAUCAUCUCGUUCCCGUCGGCGGCGCAGCGCGCGUCGUCGGCCCGGGCGCGAACCGACGCCCGGUGCUCCUCGAACCGCGCCACCGUCCGGGCCGGGUUGUGGACCCGGAACAGCAUCUCGAUCUCGCUCGGGAACGCCGCCGCCGAGCCGUCGACUCCGCCUGCCCCGGAGGAGCACCAGCUCGAGCUGAAGAUGAUCUCCACGACCCGCCUCGACGAGUGGCCUGCCGGCAGCUCCGUUAGCGUGGGGAUGGGCUCCGCGCGGGCGCGCCCCACUAGCUCGGACGCAGACACCGACGGCGGCGACGCGCACGGGCGGGGUGUUCUUGGUUUGUGCUUGGAUUUGGGCCUCGUGUUGUGCCGGGGCUUCUUCGGAAUCGAGGAGGAGCAGGAAGGGUAGUUAGGGGCCAGCAAGAUGACGUCUUUAACGGUGUGAGAUGCGCUACUGCAGGAAACGGAGGAGAGCAGCGGCUUCUUAGCAGAAGAAGAAGACGAAGAUGACCGCAUCGGGGAGUACACGACAUCUUCCACGGCGUUAGACUUGCAGUGCAGUGACUUCACCCACCCCGUCGCCAUUUAACAGCGACGGUGACGGCUAUGUCGGCCCAAUACAAUGUCGACGGUGACGGAUGUGACGGCCAAAAACAGAAUAGAAGUAACGAAGCAGACCACAAAAGAGAAGGAGAGAGCCGAUGAAGAAGAAGGUUAGAGGAGGAGGAGGUCGUGGCGGUGAGUGGUCGAUCCUCUUGGUAAUGUAAGCUAGGGCGGUGGGUUUUCGUUUAUGGGUUUGCUUUAGGUGGAGCUCAAUUUAUUUUCCACCACACUUAUGGUCGGUUGGGUAAAGUGUAGUUGGGAUAAGCAUUGGGAACAAGUGGCCGAUUGCUGUUAAUGUUACUUUUUUUGUUUUA